Molecule: messenger RNA, 1757 nt
Organism: Echinops telfairi (small Madagascar hedgehog)
Lineage: Eukaryota; Metazoa; Chordata; Mammalia; Afrosoricida; Tenrecidae
Gene: FH
Product: fumarate hydratase
Exons: 10
Coding region: 29-1540 (503 amino acids)
Biological process (GO): malate metabolic process; fumarate metabolic process; tricarboxylic acid cycle
Cellular component (GO): mitochondrion; tricarboxylic acid cycle heteromeric enzyme complex
Molecular function (GO): fumarate hydratase activity
Source: RefSeq, a predicted model, not a curated record
AAAAUCCUCCGGAGCCUUGCGCAGAACCAUGCACGGGGUACCGCGUUUCGUCGAGCGCCUCGGCCACCUCCUGCGGCCUCCAGCCUCACCCUCCGGCCCGACCGCCUUUCCUUUCCGGCCACUGAGCUCGGCUCGAAUGGCUAGCCAAAAUUCCUUUCGGAUAGAAUAUGACACCUUCGGUGAACUCAAGGUUCCAAAUGAUAAGUACUAUGGUGCCCAGACAGUGAGAUCUACAAUGAAUUUUAAGAUUGGUGGUAUGACAGAACGCAUGCCGGUGCCAGUUAUUAAAGCUUUUGGCAUCUUAAAGAAAGCAGCUGCAGACGUAAACCAGGAGUAUGGUCUUGACCCCAAGGUUGCCAGUGCAAUAAUGAAGGCAGCAGAUGAGGUGGCUGAAGGUAAAUUAAAUGACCAUUUUCCUCUUGUGAUAUGGCAGACUGGAUCAGGAACACAGACAAAUAUGAAUGUAAAUGAAGUCAUUAGUAAUAGAGCAAUUGAAAUGUUAGGAGGUGAACUUGGGAGCAAGAAACCCGUGCAUCCUAAUGAUCAUGUUAAUAAAAGCCAGAGUUCAAACGAUACUUUCCCCACUGCAAUGCACAUCGCUGCUGCAACAGAAGUCCAUGAAGUACUGCUACCAGGACUACAGAAGCUACAUGAUGCUCUCAAUGCAAAAUCCAAAGAGUUUGCCCAGAUCAUCAAAAUUGGUCGUACUCAUACACAGGAUGCUGUUCCACUUACUCUGGGACAGGAAUUUAGUGCUUAUGUUCAACAAGUAAACUAUGCAAUGGUAAGAAUUAAAGCUGCACUGCCAAGAAUCUAUGAGCUUGCAGCUGGAGGCACUGCGGUUGGUACUGGUUUGAAUACUAGAAUUGGCUUUGCCGAGAAAGUUGCUUCAAAGGUGGCUGCACUUACAGGCUUGCCUUUUGUUACAGCUCCAAAUAAAUUUGAGGCUCUGGCUGCUCACGAUGCCUUGGUUGAGCUCAGUGGAGCCAUGAAUACUGCAGCAUGUAGUCUGAUGAAGAUAGCGAAUGACAUUCGUUUUCUGGGUUCUGGUCCUCGCUCGGGUCUGGGAGAACUGAUACUGCCUGAAAAUGAACCAGGAAGCAGUAUCAUGCCAGGAAAGGUGAACCCUACCCAGUGUGAGGCUCUUACCAUGGUUGCCGCCCAAGUCAUGGGAAAUCAUGUUGCUGUUACCAUUGGAGGCAGCAAUGGACAUUUUGAGUUGAAUGUUUUCAAGCCAAUGAUGAUUAAAAAUGUGUUACAUUCAGCAAGGCUGCUCGGUGAUGCUUCAGUUUCUUUCACAGAAAACUGUGUGGUAGGAAUCCAGGCCAACACCGAAAGAAUCAACAAGCUAAUGAAUGAGUCUUUAAUGUUGGUAACAGCACUUAAUCCUCAUAUAGGUUAUGACAAGGCUGCAAAGAUUGCUAAGACAGCACACAAAAAUGGAUCAACCUUAAAGGAAACUGCCAUUGAACUUGGCUAUCUCACUGCAGAGCAGUUUGAUGAGUGGGUGAAGCCUACAGAUAUGCUGGGUCCAAAGUAAUUUAAAUGUAUUUCAAAUAAAAGCAAUCUUGUUUGAAAUAAAAAAUAAGAAAAAUUCUGCAUUUUUCUUGUACAAAAAUGGAUAAACUUUUACAGAAAUCCCUAAUGAACUUGACUCUUCAUAGCCGAGCAUUUUGAUCAGUAUAUAAAACCAAUACAUACUCAGUCUUACAGUGGCUUUUAAAAAUCUAAAAUAAAUAUUUAUUUAAAAAUUUAAA